UUAUUAUUAUUAUUAUUAUUAUUAUUAUUAUUUUAUUUAAUGUGUUUAUUUUGGUUAAAAAAACAAAACCCUUAACACCUCUGAAAUCGGGGAGACGGCUGGGACUUGAGUGAUGGUGCUUUAUGAGCUUUUACCCUCUCGUGGUUUUCUAGCAACACUGGAAUAUAUUUUUUUAUCGUUUUAAAAUGAAAGUUUAAAUGACACGACUGUUUGGGAGUCAAAACGGUGUCUAAUAACACUGUUCUGAUUUAAAGGACGACUUGUAUCUGUUGAGGACCAGCUGCGCUGAGAAGACUUUAGCGGAACGAUGCAACUGCGUUCUUCCAAAACACACUGACAGAAUCAGAACUCCGAAGCUGAAUCGCUCCUACUUCUGUUCCUUUUGUUGUUGUGUGUGUGUGUGUGUGUUUUUUUUUUGUUUGUUUGUUUUGUUUUCCGUUCUUGUGGCUAAAUAUAUAAUUUUAGAGAUAACUCACACUUGAAGUCGUGUCUGGUAAAACAUCAGCAUGUUCUUACUAGCCUUUUACACGGAAUAAAGCGUUUUACUUACCCCUUUUCUGUGGGUACACCCAAAUUCGGGAAAUAUAUAAAUGGGUGACUACCUGAAGAACUAACCCCGAAGAGAAAAUGCGGAUAAAACAGUUCAUAGCACUAAGUUCAAUGCCUGGCUCUAGACGAGGUGGCCCUGCUGGAUGUCAUGCUUGGAUUCUACUAGCGAUGAUUCACCUUACCAUGGACUUCUGCUCCUGUAGCCCUGUAACUCAAGGCUCAGGACUCAAACUCAUAUCAAGGUCUUUGCCCCGGCACAGGCUGCCUCACAGCCCCCUGUGGAACUUACAGAACGCGCACCACUGGAGAGCCCUCAGUCCUUGGUGGAAUAGAGCUCUUCGUCCUGAGCUGCUGCACCACAGGAAAGAGGAGCAGGCACCAACACAGAGGAGUCAUAAGCACAGAGGAUCGUUACUUAAAGUCCUUCUUUGUAAAGAAUGCCAGCCUAAAUAUUCUUCUAGUAGAAACGCAGACCCUUUGGUUUCUCUUCCAGCCAGAAACUCAGCUCAAGUGACCUUUUUGAAAAGGCCCAGGAGGCAAGUCAGCAGCGUGUGGGAUAGUUAUGACUAUACCCCGGAAGGGUGGACAACAACAGUGCCUGAAUUUAUAGAGUGGGGACCGACCGGGGAAGAUGACACAGGCAUGGGGGAGGAUAAGCAGGAGCACAAGACAAACAGAGGGGCCCCAAACUCCACUACGUUUAGAAGAACCACAACCACCACCACUGCUUCUAUGACUACAACCAAACAGUCCUCGGUCACAACAAAAAUGAGUCAUGCAGUGAUCACAAUCUUCCCAGGGAAACAGAUGACAACGGAGUCCAGGCAUGUCCGAGUAAUUAGCGAGACAGCUAGACCGCCCAAGCAACCUAUAGACACAGCAGGCCUGGCAGUUCACCAGAUUAUCACAAUCACGGUUUCUCUUAUCAUGGUCAUCGCAGCUCUGAUAACAACACUGGUCCUAAAGAACUGCUGUGCACAGAGUGGAAACGGACGACGCAGCAACCACCAGCGAAAGACUAACCAGCAAGAGGAAAGCUGUCAGAAUUUAACUGAUUUCACACCUGCCCGAGUUCCCAGCAACAUGGACAUCUUCACGGCCUACAACGAGAGCCUGCAGUGCUCCCAUGAGUGUGUGAGGACAGCAGUGCCGGUCUACACAGACGAAAUGCUACAACAGACCCCUGUGUACAAGACAACCUUUAAUGGAAAUAGACCCUCGCCUGCUGAACGGCAGCUUAUCCCAGUGGCCUUUGUGUCUGAGAAAUGGUUUGAAAUCUCCUGCUGACUGGCCGAAGUCCCUUUACUUCCUGUGGGCGGGGCAAACUACAUGUUUCUGUUUCCUGGUACGUACAGCUAUUCAUACAUUUUCUUACCCAACCCAACCCCAUCCACCAUUUCCAAGCCGUCUCCAUGCAUUCAGAACACUCUGACACUAAGCAGGGAAUCCUUUUUCUUUUAGCCCCUGAUAUACCUCUCUCCAUUGAUUCUGUAUGUUCAAAAAAUAAUACGUUCCCUUCGCAUGCAUAUAGACCAGGCAUUCAUAAUAAGAACAGGUUGCUUCCCUUUAGGGGGAGAAACCAAGCUGUAUGAGAUGCUGAAAUAGGCAGAGUCUGCAGUCAUUAAACUUGGAAUGCAUUGAU
Polyodon spathula (Mississippi paddlefish) is the source of this 2191-nucleotide messenger RNA. Its product is annotated as adherens junction-associated protein 1-like. NCBI's taxonomy places the organism in Eukaryota, Metazoa, Chordata, Actinopteri, Acipenseriformes, Polyodontidae. Gene Ontology annotation, molecular function: beta-catenin binding. The transcript is spliced from 5 exons. The record is from RefSeq and is a predicted model, not a curated record. Bases 628 to 1836 code for a protein of 402 amino acids. Gene Ontology annotation, cellular component: plasma membrane; cytoplasmic side of plasma membrane; adherens junction.